AUAUAACAUUCCUUUUUAACCUUCUUGUUUGUUUUUCUGUCCUCAGAUUUUUUAGCAAUGUCCGGCUCAGGCAAGAAAACUAAGGGCAGGCGAAAGAUUGAGAUGAAGAUGAUAGAGAAUGAGGAUGAAAGGUUGGUCACAUUCUCAAAACGCCGAUCAGGGAUCUACAAGAAAGCAAGUGAGCUAGCUACUUUAUGUGGUGCUGAGGUUGGUUUUAUUGUCUUCUCACCCGCAGGUAAGCCCCAUUCAUUUGGUCACCCCUCUAUUGAAUCUGUUGCUAACCGCUUUCUGAACGAAAACACCUCUCCAAAUGACAACACUCAUCCUCUUGUGGAAGUUCACCACAAGCUGAGGAUCAAUCAGCUAAGGCAGCUUUUAAAUGAGUUGCUUAGCCAACUGGAUGCAGAGAAACAAAAAGCAAAAGAGCUUGAUCAGCUGGCAAAAAGGAAAGAAACUCAAGGCUGGUGGGGAGCUCCCAUUGAUCCACUUAACCAGCAGGAGCUCCAAGAACUAUAUGCAUCUUUUGAGGAGAUUCGCAACAUUCUCUAUAGCAUCAUAACUGAGAAAAGUGCUGGAGCCACUUCUUCACUGCUUGCUCCAACGGAUCCUGCUCAGUUGACCAAUCCAUUUACUACCAAUGCUAGUGAGGAAGUUCCUGCUUCCUUUCCCCCUGGCUACAACCAUGGUCGCCAGCAGCUUGUGAAUUUUGGAAUCGCUAAAGACAUGCAUGAUCAUGUUCAUGACUAUUUCAGUUAUGUAUCCCAGUAUCAGCUAUCUUAUUUCAAUAAACUGCUAGUUUUCACUGCAGGAUUAAUUGCAGAUCUUCUUAACAGACACAGCCUUGUCUUUAAGAAACUAUUUGCACUAUUCCUUAUCGCUGGUAACUGCAUUAAUGUAACUCUUUUAAGUCUCAAUAUCACACUGCCUUGCAUUCUAGUCCUUCUAAAAAGUGCCAAAACCCGAAAUCUUCAGAGCAAAUUUUCAUAUCAAAAGCACAGAUUUAACAUGAAAAUUGCCUUAAUCUUUCUGUCAAUUAAUGACUCUUCAUUACGCAUAGUUUUUGCUGUGAAUGAAUUUCUCGAUCAUAUUUCAUCCAAUAACAAUGACGGGUUGUGA
Durio zibethinus is the source of this 1116-nucleotide messenger RNA. The record is from RefSeq and is a predicted model, not a curated record. Lineage: Eukaryota; Viridiplantae; Streptophyta; Magnoliopsida; Malvales; Malvaceae.